AUCUCCGGUACGAGCAGAUAACACCAGUAGGUCGGCGCGAACGUGUGUGGCUUUCUUCUCUCACCCUGCUCCCAACCUCUUCGUUUGUCUCAAGUCGCUUCUUCCAUCUUCCUUCCGCCUCGCGCCUCAGGCAUCUCUGCGGCAGCGGAUGCAAGCCCGAAACUCUAGUUGCGGUGAGUGCGACAACACCUUCACUUCGCUGUCAACGGCCCCCGCAUGAAAAGUGAACUUCUCGCAGUCUUCUCAAACCUCACCUAGGCAACAGCAAUGACUCCCACCAGCGCGUAAGCGACUCUACAGCCACCUUCUGGCUGUAGAUCUCAUGUCGACUCAAGCUGCGAAAGCAGUAUGGCACCGAAAUCCAUGAAGAAGACGACCGCUUCCGCGCAUCUGUUGAGCAGCACAUCACCGAUUGCUGAAAAUGCGCCGCUCGACUACCAAGAAAUUCAGAAUGACGAACUCCAAGCUCUGCAAGCCAUCUUUUGGGAUGACUUCCAAGAGGUUGCUGCGCAAGGCGCCUGGCAGAAAACCACCGAUCGCAGCUUCAGGCUGACUAUCAGAUGUUCCGAGGAUACUGAGCUAUGGGUCGUGCUACUUGUUCGCUUUUCUGCAACAUAUCCCCGCUCACCGCCCGGGCUGGAGCUGGUCGAGUCCAACCGCCUUCACGAGAGGACAGUGAGCCGAAUUCAGAACAUUUUGCGAACUCGGCCCUUGCAGUUGCUCGGAGAGGCCAUGAUCCAUCACAUUGCUGAGGACAUAAUUGAGGCCCUACGCGAUGCUGCAGUCGCACGCCAGCAGAACACAGUGCCCAGUCUGGACGAAGAGAGGGCCAACGCACAGGAACUAACAAACCAGCUGGCAAAGCAAGCAGCUGAAGCCGAAGCACAACGUCAACUGGAAGCAGAGGCCCAAAAGAAUCGAGAACUCGAGCGCAAAGUGAAAGAGGAACUGCGGCAGGAGAACAGAAGAAGAUCGCGCAUGUCGCUCGGCCAGCCUCCUGACCAGCCAGCUCCCAUGCCUGAGAUCGUCUCCUUUGGCCAGACCGCCCAACUUCGGAUGAGACGCGAUGUAGUGAACUUCUCAGACGUUGCACUGUCUGGCGCGCUCACUAACAGCAAAGCGGUCGAGAGUGUCUUUUUGGGUCGACCACUUGCCACGGUCGGCUCGGAUGUGCCAGUCGUUGCCGUCAAGCGCAGGAUUGUUAAGAAGCCCAAAGCUGCCGUGAUAGAAUUAGAAGCACUUCUUGCCAAAGUCGCGAAGCUCGAGCAUCCGAAUCUCCUGAAUGUGCUAACAUAUCGCAUCAACAGCCAGAAUGAGUCGACUUUCGAGCUGUUGCUGUGCCGCGAAUAUGCAGAUCGAGGCCCUUUACAUGACUGGCUAUCGAUGAGCGACCUGCAUCAGAACAAGGCGCAGCAGUUUACGAGAGACCUGCUGGAAGGCCUUCAAUAUCUGCAUCAGAACAGUAUGACUCACGGGUAUCUGAGCGCUCGCAGCGUUUAUAUCACCAGCACUCCGACUUUGUCGCCCAAGCUUUCAGGAUUCGGCUAUGCCAAUGUGCUUGGUCUCAAGGAUGAGAGCGUGCCCAGAGAAUGGCGUGUUCCGUCUGAUCUGCAGGACAGCAAUGCAGCCGACAUUUGGCAAUUCGGCGUGGUCGCAAUUCAGAUGUUCCUGGGUCUGACAACCACAGACACUUAUGACUCGCCCCAUACUCUGAUCGCUGAGGGCGGGCUUUCCCAUCUGCUGGGCGUCUUCUUGAACAAAAUAUUUUCUGCCAAGAAAACGCCUACAUGCUUUGAGCUGCUAUCCGCGGAGGUGCUGCGUACUGACGCACCAAUCACUCAGCCUGGGACAGCACAGCCGCGACAUCAUGCAAGACAGUCUAGCUCAGGCCUUGCCAGCCCGCACCGUCGCUCACGGCACAAUUCGACCAACCAUUCCGAGCCACUUGCUGAUUCACGAUACCUACAGACCUUCACUGAGAAGCGCCGAUUGGGCAAAGGUGGUUUCGGGGAAGUUGUUGAAGCUUAUAACAAACUGGAUCGAAACUACUAUGCGGUCAAGAAGAUCAAGCAGGGCGCAUCGAAUUUGGACCAAGCUUUGGGAGAAGUGGUCCUCCUGAGCCGCGUCAACCACCCAUACGUAGUGCGAUACUACAAUGUCUGGAUGGAAGAGGAUGUUUCAGGGUCAUCUCAGGAAACUGCCAUAUUCAGCGGAGACUCAUCCUCAGAAGAUGACGAUGUCGAUUUUGGGUACCCAAGCACGGGUGGCCUGGAUUUUGUCAGCAACAGCCAUACAGGCUUCGAAUUUGAGGACGAAUUCGAAGACGACAACGACAACGAUGAUGACGGAAUAGUCUUCGAAGAGGAUGAUGAGGAAGAGGACGUUUUCGACGGCAACGGCACUUCCACCAUCUCAACCAGUAAUGGGUCGUCAAAACUUCGGCCCAGAAAGUCAAGGUCGGAUUCGCAUAGAUCAAGCAAGAUCCUUUAUAUUCAGAUGGAGCUGUGCGACACCCGUACUCUUGCCGAUUUGAUCCGCAAGGGCAUCAGUGAAGAAGACUGCUGGAGACUCAUACGGCAAAUCACGGACGCCCUGAAGGCGAUUCAUAAAACGGGAAUCAUUCAUCGCGAUCUGAAGCCACAGAACAUUUUCAUUGACGCUGGCGGCAAUCCCAAGCUUGGAGAUUUCGGGCUGGCCACAAUCACAACGUACGCGACGUCAGACGCGCAUAAUGGAACAGGUUCAAAAGAAACGAAUGGCGGCAUAACGAACAGUAUUGGCACAGCACUCUACGUCGCUCCAGAGUUGCGCACUGGCAGUAGUGUCCAGCAUACUAACAAGGUUGAUAUGUACUCACUGGGCAUCAUGUUCUUCGAAAUGUGUCAGCAUUUCAGCACGGGCAUGGAGAGAGUCGAACAACUGCUCAGCUUGAGAAAGAAGGAUCACAUUCUGCCUCCGGCUUUCCAGCCAGAUGGCGACAAGGCAAACCAGGGACGAUUGAUCGGUCGGCUAGUCUCUCAUAAACCCAAGGAUCGCCCGAACAGCGAAGAAUUUCUCCAGGAGCUCCCAUACAAGAUAGAGGACGAGGCAACACGAAAGGCACUCGCUGGACUUGCAGAUCCUACUUCGGAUUACUAUCGCCAGAUGAUGUCCCAUCUGUUCUCUCACGACAUAAGCGGCGCUCAGCAGGCCAAAGCUAUCGCCUGGGACACGAAGGCAUCUGCAGCCAUCGAGAAGCCGCUGCAUGUACGGCUCAGAAACAUUGUGCGUGAGAAGCUCGAAGCUAUCUUCCACAGACAUGGCGCGGAGGAAACCCGGCGUGACUUCAUCUUCCCAUCCGCUGUGGGAACUCACUACUUCACUCCAACCGUGCUGCAAGUUCUCGAUGCCUCUGGCAAUUUGUUGCAGCUUCCACACGAUCUGAUCAUGCCGUAUGCGCGACAGCUUGCGCGGCAACCAGCGACGACGCGAUGCACCUUCACAUUCAGUGGUGCCUAUCGCGAUUCUGGUGGACCGCCACGAGUGAGCGUAGAAGCUGACUUCGACAUUGCGAAUGACGAAGAAGAUGAUACCGCAAUGAACGAUGCCGAAGCGCUGAAAGUGGUCGAUGAAGCACUUACAGAGCUUCCGCAGUUCGUCGCGCCGCAAGCUGCCUAUCACCUCAGUCACGGCCUGUUGAUUGAUGCAAUCCUUGAUGCUUGUCGAGUUCCGUCCAAGUAUCAACGAAAAGUGAAAGAGAUGCUUGGCAACGUUGGAUACACGAACAGCCAGAAUAUACCUUGGCCCAAGGUCCGAACUGAGCUUCGUAACAUGGGCCUUAUGGAUACGACAUUGGAUGAAUUGCAAGAUUAUGACUGGUCUCUGCCUCCACGCAAAGCUUUCGACAAAUUGACGACGCUCAUGAAGACGGCCGACCAACGUAUCAGAACCAAGUGUGAUACUGCUAUCGAGGAGCUGCGUCGCAUUGUUUAUUUUACCGAGCAAUUCGGCGUCACCCGCAAAGUACUCAUCACUCCCCGCUCUUGCCACAAGGCCGACUUCUAUGCCACAGGCUUCAUCUUCACUGCUGCUGUGGCGGAGAAGAAAGGCAAACGAGUCUUGGCUGCUGGUGGACGCUAUGACAGCUUGAUCAGAUCGCAAUAUUCGACUCAGGCCAACAUCAAGCAAGGUGCUGUCGGCAUCCAAAUCGGCAUCGAGCCCAUCGUGAACCUUCUCGCUCAAAGUGGAGCUGGAUCCAAGUCGACAUUCUUGAAGGACCCUAGGCAAUUGCAGCAACUACCGAAGCGCUGCGAUGUUGUCGUUGUGACUAAUGGCACCGAGAACGUACGCGGUCGAGCAAUAGGGAUUCUCAAGGCACUUUGGGAAAAUGACGUGAAGGCUGAGCUUUCUCGAGCCCACAAAUCGGUUGACUCUCAAGACUACGUGUUCAUCGCAUAUCUGCGGCACGAAACUUCGACUACUGUUCGGGUUGCGAAGACCGAUACUCCAGAGGAGGCGGAAGUCGAAGUCCCAAUCUCUUCCUUGCCCGGCCACAUCCUGCAAGAGCUGCGCGAUCGAGCGACUACCAAAGCACGAAUCCCUCUUUUGAGGAGUCAUUCAAGCCAGCAUGAGACAGAGGAGCGGAAGGACAACAACGUCGAUGUUCUCCGUGUCGACCACGGCGGCCGCAAAGCAAACCAAUACGAGAUCAUCCAAGGAGCUCAACGCGCAUUGGAAAUGUCUCUAGAAGACAAGAAAGCUUCCCAGAUCCUCGCUAUCGAAGCUCGAGGAAGCAUUCUUGACCUUGUCGAAAAGACUAGAUUGAGUGAUCCAGAAAGCUGGCGUCACGCAAUUCAAAGUGCCCAAGCCAACGAGCGCAAAUAUGUUGGAGAGAUCCACGCGAAAUUGUUGGGGUACCGGACUGAUGGGACGCGAGAUGCGUUCUUGUAUAACUUUCGUGCAAGAGAGGGCAUUUGGUACAAUUUGGCUGCUUAGAAGUCAUACAGAUUGGGUCAUUGAAAUGCAGGCAUGAUAGGAUGAUUGCACGAAGUUGAUGAGAUCAAUGGAGAUGAUUGAAACGAAGCAACAGAAAAUGGGCAACAAAAAGAAUGAGAAAGACUUUCCAACACACGCUGGGACUCAUUGGAUGACCGUAGCCUUUCGAAAGUGAAUCUCCAUGUUUUCCAGCACAGUGAUGUUGAAGAGUUGGAGGGAUGUUGGAACCACUCGUGCUGCUGGAGCGGAAAGGGUACAACAUGACGUGCAAUGGAGUAAGAAUCUGUCGAUGGAGAGUCGGUCAGGAACGAUGAGACUGAGGUCUUUCGCAAGUCAGCCCAACGCACAUAGCCUCCAAGUAGUGCAUAAUCACAGCUAGGCACCUGG
This is a messenger RNA of Cercospora beticola, 5361 nucleotides long. RefSeq names its product serine/threonine-protein kinase GCN2 (gene GCN2). Gene Ontology annotation, biological process: DNA damage checkpoint signaling; regulation of translational initiation by eIF2 alpha phosphorylation. The record is from RefSeq and is a predicted model, not a curated record. Gene Ontology annotation, molecular function: eukaryotic translation initiation factor 2alpha kinase activity; ATP binding; protein binding. NCBI's taxonomy places the organism in Eukaryota, Fungi, Ascomycota, Dothideomycetes, Mycosphaerellales, Mycosphaerellaceae. Gene Ontology annotation, cellular component: nucleus; cytoplasm.